CGGGGGCCCGGCGGCGAGCACACGCGUGGCGGCUGCCCCGGUCUCGGCGGCCCCAUGGAGGAGAGCGAACCGCUGCUGUCCGGGGCUCGCAACCCCCGCGGCUCGGGCUCGGGUCCCCCGGAUGGGGCGCUAGGGGGCCGCGGCCCCGGCCCAGCGCGCUCCUAUGGCGCCGGGGCUGAACCAGGUGCCGACGCCCACCGGGAGCUCUGCAUCAGCCAGGCGGCCGUGUUCAUCGAGGACGCCAUCCAGUACCGCUCCAUCUAUCACCGCAUGGACUCCAUGUCGCUGGCGCUCUACCGAUGGCACUACUCACGCAUCUGCCAGGGGAUUUUGAGUUUCACCAUUUUCCUGAUCCUGUCUCUGGCCUUCAUCGAGAUCCCUUCUUCCCUCACGGUCACCUCAGAUGUCCGCUACCGCCAGGCCCCCUGGGAGCCUCCGUGCGGCCUGACCGAGAGCAUCGAGGCCCUCUGCUUCCUGGUCUUCAUAGUGGACGUGUCCAUGAAGAGCUACCUGAUUGGAUGGAAAGAAUUUCUGAAAAACCCGUGGCUGCUGGCUUACAUCGUGGUCCUGGUGGUGUCUGUGGCUGACUGGACUGUGUCCUUGAGCUUUGUCUGUCAGGAGAAGCUGCGAAUCCGCCGGGCUCUGCGGCCCUUCUUCCUCCUCCAGAACUCUUCCAUGAUGAAGAAGACCCUGAAAUGCAUCAAACGGACGCUGCCCGAGAUGGCCAGCGUGGCGCUGCUGCUGGUCGUGCACCUGUGCCUCUUCACCAUGCUGGGGAUGCUGCUGUUUAUGCGGGAAAAGGAUGUCCAGAAGGACCAGGAGCGGCGGCUCUAUUUCCGGAACCUUCCCGAGUCCCUGACUUCCCUCCUGGUGCUCCUGACCACGGCCAACAACCCUGAUGUGAUGAUCCCGGCCUACUCCAAGCACCGAGCCUACUCCGUCUUCUUCAUCGUCUUCACUGUGAUAGGAAGCUUGUUUCUGAUGAACUUACUGACCGCCAUCAUCUACAACCAGUUCAGGGGUUACCUCAUGGAAGCCAUCCAGUCCUCGCUCUUCAGGAGGCGACUGGGGAUCAGAGCCGCCUUCCAAGUCCUGUGCUCCCUGGAAGGGGCAGAAAUCCACCCCCUGGUAGUCGGGGUUAAGCCAGAAACGUUCCUCCAGAUGAUCCAGAAAGUGAACAUGAAGCUUUACCGCAAGGAAGCCAUCGUCCAGGCUGUCGGGGCCCAGGCCGGGGGGCUGCUGUCGGCCGACCAGUUCCAGGACGUCUUCAACGAGCUGGACAAAGACACGGUUAAGGAGCAUCCCCCUCGGCCCGAGUACCGCUCCGCCCUCCUGCGGCGCGCGCAGUCCGUCUUCGGCCAUCGCUACUUCGACUACCUGGGGAACUUGGUCGCCCUUGGAAACAUCGCGUCCAUCUGUAUGUUCCUGGUGGUCAACGCGGACAAGCUGCCCAGCGAGCGGGAUGACUUCGUUCUGGGGGUGCUGAAUUGCUUCUUCAUUCUCUACUACGUGCUGGAGAUGCUGCUCAAGGUGUUUGCCCUGGGCCCGAGGGGCUACGGCGCCUUCUUCAGCAACAUCUUUGACGGGUUUCUCACCGUGAUCCUGCUGGUCCUGGAGAUCUCCACUCUGGCCGUGUACGGCUUUCCCCACCCGGGCUGGAAGCCGGAGAUGCUGGGCCUCCUGUCUCUGUGGGACAUGGCCAGGCUGGUCAACAUGUUCAUCGUGUUUCGGUUCCUAAGGAUCAUCCCCAACAUGAAGCUGAUGUCCUUGGUGGCCGGGACGCUCCUGGACCUGGUCAGAAACAUGAGAGCCUUUGCGGGGAUCCUGGUGGUGGUUUACUACGGCUUCGCCAUCGUCGGGAUCGGCCUGUUCCAAGGCACUCUCGGGUCCCCUCCCGGAAACCACAGCCUGGUCUACGCCAACAGCACGGCCAACGGCUCGGCGCCCUGCGGGACCUUCGAGCAGCUGGAGUACUGGUCCAAUAACUUUGAUGACUUCGCGGCCGCCCUGGUGACUCUCUGGAACGUGAUGGUCGUCAACAACUGGCAGGUCUUCCUGGACGCCUACACGCGCUACUCCAGCCCGUGGUCAAAGCUCUACUUCGUGGCCUGGUGGCUGGUGUCCUCCGUGGUCUGGAUGAACCUCUUCGUGGCUGUGAUUCUGGAGAACUUCAUUCACAAGUGGGACCGCCGAGGCCAGCAGCAGCCCGUCCCCGGGGUGUGCCAGGCUCCCUACCAGAUGACGGUGGAGCUCAUGUUCAGGGAUGUCCUGGAGGAACCGACGGAAGAAGAGCUGGUGGAGAAGCUGACGCAGCAUCCUCACCUCCACCUCUGCAGGUGACAGAGGUGGCCCCUGCCCGCGGCCUCCCCCGCCCCGGAGGGACGGCACGGCCUCGGGUAUCGUCUUGUGGGGUCCUCGCCGGGAAAAGGGGGACGGGCUCCCCGCCCUGGAAUUGUUUCCAUUCCGCAACCCACUGGCGCCCAUCUGUGUGGAGGGAGGAGCGGCUGCCCCUCGGGGAGGACAUCCUGCGGGGAGGACGGCUCUGGACACCUGCAGGAGGCCUCUCCCCUCCACCGCCGGCAGAACAACCCUGUCAUUUUUCACCUGCGAGCCCUUAGGAGCAUGAGGGGCCGUGCUCGGGAGGAGUGUGAGACCCCUGGUGGGGGUCGGAGCCGGAGCGCGGCUGAUCUCCGACUGUGCCUUGGGAGGCUCUGGGGGGUCCUGGGCAUCUCACCUGCAGAAGAACCAGCUUUAUUUUUUAGCCUGAAUGACGACGCCAGCCGUGCUGUGCCUACUUUAAGUGACUGGGGACUGCAGGGAGGGGGGCAGUCAGGGGUCCCCAGGGCGGGUCUCUCCCGGGUCGCGGCCCCCACGCCUGAUAGUCCCCUCGGCCUUUGUGGGCGGCUCCUGCCUUGGAUGGCAGCGGGGUCAGCGGGGUCAUGCCCGGGGAGACUGGUCUCUGCCCUCAUCCCCUCUGCACCCGCUCCCCAUCUCUAAUACGCAUUAAUUGAGGUCGGGUCUGUGGCAGGAGGAGGCCGCAUGUCUCUGUUACACUUCUGGGCGUGGCGCUGCAGGCCCCCUCCCUCAUCCUCCCUGAUCUCUUAGAAAUGGCGCCCGGACGUGGGGGUAGCCCUUGUGCCCCAGCUCCUGGGCCGGGGGGACGGAGCUCAGAGGCACGCUGGGGGGCCCGAGGGGCUCGAAUGCAGAUUGUCCUGCGUCCUCCCAGAACCUGGGCACCGACGUAAGGGAGGUCAGCCAGUGCUUGCCGGGCGGCCCUCGCGGGGCUUUCUCCGCCUUCCUCUCCUCCCCCCGGCGCGUCCCGUGCUCCUUCCUUCGGCAGCGCCAUUGCACCGUGAGCGCUCGGGAUGGGCCAGAGCCUUGGUCACAGAGAAGGAUGCAACCAUUGAGUUCCACUGUAUGCACCGUUCCGCAUCCACAGUCCAUCGCCUCUCCAGGUGCAAGAAGCGGAUGAAUUUAAGUGCUUCUAGUGUCCAAGUGGCUUAGCUUCUCUUCCUCCCCAACCCUAGAACCCGCCUUGUUUGGUGCCCCCUGCGAGGAGGGGGGGGAGGGAAGUCAUCCCUGUCCCUUUGGAUGGGGGUCAUCUUUCUGCAAUAGGUGGGGGGUGCUCCCCCCCAACUGCUCCCUCAGGGACAGAGACGGGACAAAGAUUUUUUAAAAAAGAUAAAAAGAGUCAGCAAUCAUUGCAAAUACUAAUCAACCUGGCCUGGGCCACGGCUCCCACCUAGAACCCCAAAGUUGGGCUGCUUCCAUUUUAAUUAAAGGGGAAAAACAAUACAAAUGUGUCAACAAA
Molecule: messenger RNA, 3811 nt
Organism: Antechinus flavipes (yellow-footed antechinus)
Lineage: Eukaryota; Metazoa; Chordata; Mammalia; Dasyuromorphia; Dasyuridae
Gene: TPCN2
Product: two pore segment channel 2
Exons: 25
Coding region: 55-2340 (761 amino acids)
Biological process (GO): monoatomic ion transport; transmembrane transport
Cellular component (GO): lysosomal membrane
Molecular function (GO): voltage-gated channel activity; monoatomic ion channel activity
Source: RefSeq, a predicted model, not a curated record